AAAGAGAAGCGAGAGGGAGGGAGAGGGAGGGGGAGUUGAAAGAAAGAAAUCCAUGGACCUCAUGGAAGAGAGUAGCGAGUGAAGAAAACCCAAUUGUUACGAAGCGAAGCGACAGGAUAGAGUAGAGGGGAUCAACGGAUUCUCUCUGCCUUUAAAAACCCAGUUUCGCCUUGAUUGAUCUUUUGAAUUGGGUUACCAUGUGUUCUUCGGCACCUAUCCCUCCGCUUGCUGAUAUUGAAUUCCAUUCCACUGAUGAAGAGCUUGUAGAGCAUUUGGAAAGAUUCAUCCAUGGGGCUCCCCUUCCAGACAAUGUGAUUAGCGAGGUGAAUCCUUACAAUGUUUUGCCCUGGAAUUUACCUGCUUACGAGAAACAUGUUGCAGAGAACAUUUGGUACUUCAAUUCAGAGGGCCCUAAAGUUACAGGAACUGGAUAUUGGAAAGCUACAGGGGAGGGUCGCAGAAUUCCAAAGAAUUCUACCACUACUGGUUGCAGAACUACUCUGGAAUUUUACAUAGACAAGGCUCCUUAUGGAACUAAAACUGAUUGGAUGAUGUAUGAAUACAAGAUUUAUUGGAAUGUGUUCUCGGAAAAUAAUGAAAUACAGGAUUCCAGUUCCCUGUGUAGGGUCUUUCUCAAUAGCAUCCAAAGUCCAGAUCAUAAAGAUCCCCACAGUCGUGCUAGUGCAGAUGACGCUAAAGGAGACUACAUUCAUCCAAAGUCAGCAAUCAGGGUGCAAGCUGAAGAAAAUUGUCUCAGUGCACAAGAUGACUUGAGCAGGUCCCAGGUCAUCCAUGGUUUUGAUGAGAAUGGACCAACAGCUGUGUCCGAAAAGAAUUUGCCAGACCAGAGACUUGAUAAUCCUGUGGAGAACCUGGAUGAAAACUAUGAUUUCUCAAGAGAAGACUACUUGGAAUUACUUGAUCUUGUUAAUCCUGAAUCGCCGUCUUCCAGUUCUGAAAACUCGAGUUGCUUGACCAUGUCAUCAGAUGAAUACUUUGAUUCCUCAGCCUUGUUGCGGGAACUAGAGGGAGGGAAAGGAGAAAAUACACAGACGAACCAGACAAAUUCUAAUUUCAGUGUCACUACAUCCCACGGACCCAAUCAGAUGGUUUUUGAGCCAACAUCUUCUGGUUCAGCAGUACAGCAGCAAGUCCUCAACAGCAAGAUGCAGAAACAUGUUGCAGAUCAAGGCUCCUCUACGAGCUCAGCAAAUGAUGUGGCAUCAUCAAGUGGUCUUCCAGCCGUUUCAGACGGAAAAAGGAAGGCUGUUAGUAGGAUAACAAAGCUUAGGAAGAAGAAAAAAGAAAAUAUGGACAGGAUAAAUACACAGGGAGGGAUCUACACACUGCCUGCGUGGAUUGGCAUCUCCCACGCCAAACCAAUGGCUCACAGGAGGGAGUGCCUCAUGAUUUGUCCAAGGGGGUCACAUGGUCAGGUAGGAAAGUGUCAGGAGGGAGACUGUGUUUGAGAUGGCGUGCACUAUCGGCAGUGUGUACAUCAUUUUCCCAUAAUAUAUUUACUCUUAAGUAGAUAAUUACAUCAUUUUUCAUUAAAUAUAUUUACUCUUAGGUAGAUAAUAUUGUUCUCACUGUUUCUUUUCCCUCCAUUACCCCUUUGUGUAACUAACAAUAUAUGAAGUACAUAAUAUCUGGAAAGUUGAACUAAAUGCUUCCUCUUUUGUGUA
Molecule: messenger RNA, 1685 nt
Organism: Macadamia integrifolia
Lineage: Eukaryota; Viridiplantae; Streptophyta; Magnoliopsida; Proteales; Proteaceae
Product: NAC domain-containing protein 79-like
Exons: 7
Coding region: 198-1469 (423 amino acids)
Biological process (GO): regulation of DNA-templated transcription
Molecular function (GO): DNA binding
Source: RefSeq, a predicted model, not a curated record